Camelina sativa (false flax) is the source of this 3736-nucleotide messenger RNA. RefSeq names its product putative disease resistance protein RPP1. Gene Ontology annotation, biological process: defense response; signal transduction. Lineage: Eukaryota; Viridiplantae; Streptophyta; Magnoliopsida; Brassicales; Brassicaceae. The record is from RefSeq and is a predicted model, not a curated record. Gene Ontology annotation, molecular function: protein binding; ADP binding.
GUGGUUAAUGUGUGUAAGCUUCUUUUGUAAUUUGUUCCUCCAUAUAGCUCUGAUUUAAAGAUCUGUGAUAGUUGUUGACCAAAAAAAAAAAAAAAAAAACUGUGAUAUUGAUCAUCUUUCUAUCAUACUAAUCAAUGGAUUCUUCAUUUUUCCUUACUACUGUUGCUGCUGCAAUUGGCUUAUUCACCCUUUGGAGAAAAGUCAGAGUCCAUCAAGAUAACAAAGAAACAAAGUCUUCUUCCUCAACUCUUCCAUUACCUCCAUCUUCUUUGUCUUGCAUCUGGACACACCAAGUCUUUCCCAGCUUCCGCGGGGAAGAUGUCCGUAGAGACUUCCUUAGUCACAUUCAGAUGGAGUUUCAAAGAAUGGGAAUCACUCCAUUCAUUGAUAAUGAGAUCAAAAGAGGAGAAUUCAUCGGUCCAGAACUCACUCGGGCUAUUAGAGGGUCUAAGAUCGCAAUUAUAUUGCUCUCUAGGAACUAUGCUUCUUCAAGAUGGUGUCUCGAUGAACUGGUGGAGAUCAUGAAGUGCAGAGAAGAGAUAGGUCAAACUGUGAUGGUCAUUUUUUAUAAAGUGGAUCCAUCUAGUGUUAAAAAACUGACCGGAGAAUUUGGGAAAGUCUUCCGUAAAACUUGUGCUGGUAAAACAAAGCAGGAUAUAGGGAGAUGGACACAAGCUUUGGCAGAAGUGGCCACAGUAGCUGGUUAUCAUUCAAGCAACUGGGAUAACGAAGCGGCCAUGGUCAAGAAAAUCGCCACUGAUAUUUCAAACAUAUUAUUGAUUAAUCUCACACCAUCAAGUGAUUUCGACCGGCUAGUUGGGAUGAAAUCUCAUUUGGAAAAGAUGAAACCAUUGUUAUGCCUAGAGUCAGAUGAAGUGAGGAUGAUUGGGAUUUGGGGCCCUCCUGGGAUUGGGAAGACCACAAUUGCCAGAGUUGUAUACAACCAACUCUCCAACAAUUUUCAAUUGAGUGUCUUUAUGGAGAAUAUCAAAGCAAACUAUACAACACCUUCUUCUGAUGACUAUAGUAUAAAGUUGCGCUUACAACAACAGUUUAUGUCUCAAAUCACCAACCAUAAGGAUAUGGAGAUUUCUCACUUAGGAGUUGUCUAUGAUAGGUUGAAAGACAAGAAAGUUCUUGUCGUUCUUGAUGGCGUGGACGACUCAGUACAACUAGAUGCGAUGGGGAAAGAAAAUUCGUGGUUUGGUCCUGGGAGUCGAAUUAUCGUUACAACACAAGAUCAUCAACUUUUUAGAGCACAUGGGAUUAAUCAUAUCUACAAGGUUGAUUUUCCAUUAUCUGAUGAGGCUCUUCAAAUCUUUUGCAUGAAUGCUUUUGAUCAAAAGUCCCCUAAAGAUGGUUUCGAGGAACUUGCUCGGAAAGUUACAAGACUUGUCGGUGACCUCCCUUUGGGGCUAAGGGUUAUGGGCUCUUAUUUCCGGGGAAGGUCGAAGCAAGAGUGGACAGAGUCACUACCAAGGUUAUAUACCAGCCUUCCCGGUGGCAUUCAAAGCAUUUUGAAGUUAAUCUAUGAUGCAUUAGAUGACGAUGAUAAAGAUCUAUUUCUUUAUAUAGCAUGUCUUUUCAACCAUCUUCAGAUGAUUAAGAGAGUGGAAGAGCUUCUUGCAAAGAGGUUCUUGGGAUUGAGGCAAAGGCUUAAUGUCUUAGCUGAGAAAUCUCUCAUAUCUAUUGACCCUAUCUUUAUGGAGAUGCAUAGUUUGCUACAAACACUAGGUAGAGACAUUGUUCGUAAACAUGAGCCUGGACAGCGCCAGUUUUUGGUCGAUGAAAGAGAAAUCUGUGAAGUAUUGACUAGUGAUGGAGCUGGUAGUAAAAAUAUCAUAGGCAUAAAGUUCGGCAUCUUUAAAUUCACGGAAGAAUUAUAUAUAAGUGAGAAAGCCUUUGAAGGAAUGUCUAAUCUCCAGCUCUUAAUAUUGGAUGGCUAUUUCGAUCAAGUGCAAUUACGGAGAGGUCUGAGUUUUAUAUCUCGUAAACUUCGUUUACUAGAAUGGUCUCAUUUUCCAAUGACAUCUUUGCCUUCUAUUGUGAAUGUGGCGUUCCUUGUUGAACUAAACCUGAAGCACAGCAAGCUUGAGAAGUUGUGGGAAGGGAUUAAACCACUUCGAAAUCUCAAGAGUAUGAACUUGAGUUAUUCUGUAAAGUUGAAGGAGCUUCCUGAUCUCUCAACUGCCACUAAUCUUCAAGAACUAACUCUGAGGAACUGCUACAGCCUGGUGAAGCUCCCUUCCAGUGUUGGGUGUGCCACUAAUCUUCAGAGUUUAGAUCUUUCUAAUUGCUCCAGCCUGGUGAAGCUCCCUUCCAGUAUUGGGUGUGCCACUAAUCUUCAGAGUUUAGAUCUUUCUAAUUGCUCCAGCCUGGUGGAGCUCCCUUCCAGUAUUGGGUGUGCCACUAAUCUUCAGAGUUUAGAUCUUUCUAAUUGCUCCAGCCUGGUGGAGCUCCCUUCCAGUAUUGGGUGUGCCACUAAUCUUCAGAGUUUAGAUCUUUCUAAUUGCUCCAGCCUGGUGGAGCUCCCUUCCAGUAUUGGGUGUGCCACUAAUCUUCAGAGUUUAGAUCUUUCUAAUUGCUCCAGCCUGGUGGAGCUCCCUUCCAGUAUUGGGUGUGCCACUAAUCUUCAGAGUUUAGAUCUUUCUAAUUGCUCCAGCCUGGUGGAGCUCCCUUCCAGUAUUGGGUGUGCCACUAAUCUUCAAAGUUUAGAUCACCUCGUUCUCAAGGGAUGCAGAGAGCUGGUAUCACUGUCACAGAUCACAGAUUCCAUAUCAACUCUUGAUGCAGAAGAUUGUGAGUCCCUGGAGAGACUAGAUUGCUCGUUUCACAAUCCAAUGGAAUUUCUCAACUUUGGUAACUGCUUCAAACUGAAUCAAGAAGCAAGAGACCUCAUCAUCCACACACCGACUGCUGAACAUGCCAUUUUACCCGGUGGAGAAGUGCCUUCGUACUUCACUCAUCGAGCUACAAGCGGGGGUUUACUGACCAUAAAGCUGAAUGAGAGGCCUCUUCCUACAUCCAUGACAUUUAAGGCUUGCAUCUUGUUGGUUUAUAUAGGUGGCGAUGAAGCUGGUGAUAAACUUGAAACUCUCUUUGUUGAUAGUAGACAAAGCGAGCGUUUGAUAUAUCCAGUUUUAACAGAGCAUCUGUACAUAUUUGAAGUCGAGGAGGAGGUGACUUCCAACGAGCUUGUCUUUGAGUUCAAGGUCGACAAACGUAGCGGUUGGAAGAUAGCAGAAUUCGGACUACACCAACUCUUGGAGGUUGAUGAAUACUAUGAGAGCUUGAGCAGUGGGCCAAACAAAUAAAUAAUCUCUGUUUUUUGCUCUACCCCUAAAAAUCAUACAUACUCUGUUAAUCUGUUUAGUGAGUGUGUUCCUCUGUUACUACUUCAAAUCCAGUUUAUUCCGAAGAAUUUAUUCAGAACUCUGAGCUUGAAGAGCGUCUCUCUACUUUGCAGAACGAGAACCAGAUGCUUCGACAUAUUCUGAAGAACACAACAGGAAACAAGAGAGGAGAAGGAGGAGGAGGUGGUUCUAACGCUGAUGCAAGCCUUUGAUCUUCUUCCUUCUUCAAUCUUGUGUUACAUUUUAAUGUUAAAUUUAUAUGGGAUGUGAAGAGCUAAAUUUCCAUUUCUUGUAGACCAAAAACUUCUCUUGUUGUAGUUUUUGGUCAUUCAAAGAUAAUUUUGUUUUUCUUUUUAACAAAGAAAAAAAAACUAAUUUUGUUC